Rotaria sp. Silwood1 is the source of this 831-nucleotide messenger RNA. Lineage: Eukaryota; Metazoa; Rotifera; Eurotatoria; Philodinida; Philodinidae. The record is from the annotation of a GenBank genome assembly.
AUGAAAGUUGAUGAGAAUGUUCAUAGAGAAGCCGAAAAAUGGCGCUGGAUAAUCGAACACUCAUGGGAAGGUCGUAAUCUUGACUGGCUUGUGCAUGAAGUUCAAACUGAUUUUAUUAAUAUUGAGUUUAGGGAAUCACGACAUCUCGAACGAAUAAAAACUUAUUUCGAUCAAGCAAUAAACACAAAGGAUCCUAUUUAUUUAAUUAAAGCUUACACAGCUCCAACUGAUUUUUACAAGCAUUUAAAUAAACAACUCGCAAUAAUUGGUGGUAAUUUUAAAAGUGCUAAUGGUAAUGUUAAUCGCUGUGGAAUGAAAUGUUAUUUGCAAAUUUUGUUUACGCAUAGUGCCUUUGAUCGAAUGAGUUACAUUGGUGAAUGUUAUCGAGGGAUGAAAAUCACACAGCACGAUUUAGGUCAAUACGAAGUUGGAUCACAUAUAAUGAACAAAGCAUUUUUAUCUACAUCCCUCGAUUAUUCAGUGGCUAAGAAAUUUGCACUAAAAUGUGCUGACGUAAACAAACAGCAAUUUACCGCAAUUUGUACUUACAAAAUACGUACUAGACGUAGUGCAUUAAGCAUAAUGGAAAUAUCUGAGUAUGGACACGAAAAAGAGGUUCUUAUCAUGCCAUAUACAGCAUUUGAAGUCAAAUCAAUUAGAAGAAAUUCCAUCAAUCAAAACGAUGAGCCAGAUUUUUUUAUUGAACUUGAAGAAAGUGCACCAACAUGUGGACUAAAUGAACAAAACCAAGCUAUAAAUACUGAACUAUAUCUUACAUUUCGCAAAAAGAUCAUGCGAAAGUUCAACAAAUGGUUAGGAAACGAGAGUUAG